AUUAAACCGUCCAUCCAGUUUCCGAACGAAGUCAUCAUUCGACGUACGCGUACACAAGAAAGUUUUUGUUGUAUUUUCACUUCCAAUAGCGAAAUUGUGUAUUACAGAACGAUAUCGUCAUCAAAACAUUAUUGCUUUAUUCAUAAAGAGUUCAUUUUAAAGCAAAGCUUUAAUUAAGUGUCAUUAAUAUUGUAACAAUUAAGAUCAUUCGAUCUCGGUCAGAAAGUUACAUCCCAUCCUAAGUUGGAAAGUCUCAGCAAGGCCGUUUCAUACAGCUUUUCUAACGUGGGACCGAUCGAGAAACCCGCACAAUGGCGUAAACGCAAAUUAGAAAAUCGCUAAACAAUUGGCGCGCAAAAACUCCGCCAUCUUGUGGAGUAAAAUGUGACGUAACGCCAUCUAGUGGCUGAUUGGUGAACUUAGUGAAAGUGGUCAAGAUGAAGUUGAACUUGUUCAAGCGGUCGAUGAUUUUCGCGACAUUUUUUGGGUCGUGUUUGUGUAUAGCGUUGAUAGUGGCAUCUUUGGGUACUACGCAUUGGAUAGAUGCAAGGGCGAGGAGGACUUCGAAUCCCUUGGAUUCUGAGGGCAGGAUCAGCUUUGGGCUGUUUGAGGGGCAUAAGGAGCUCAACUUCGGUUAUGGGUGGAGGAGUCAUAAUUUUAGUGUAAAAGCGGGCACCCACCCGGCACGGCGCUGGGCUUGGAUGGGCACAGCGGCUCAGCUAGCGGCAGCACUAGUAUCAUGUGGCGGAGCCUGCGUACUGGCCGCCUUAGGGUCUGCGGCCCGCACGCGGGCCAUGCCGCGCCCGCUCAUCAUCAGCAACUCGCUGGCAGUACUCUUCACCCUCGGCGCUAUUGCAGUAUGGCUGACGGAGUACUAUCUACGGUUGCAGCACAACGUGAUGUCAGACGAGGACCUGGCCAACACCUGGAGCUCUGACGGCACAGCUGACCUGGGGUUGUCCUUCUGGCUCGUGGUCGCCGCGUCCAUAUCGGCGUUUGUGAACAACGUGUGCAUCAUGGUCGCCAUGGCCGACGAGCGAGACGCAGAUACCAUCGCUCCCGCUCUAGAGGAGAAGGUCAACGGGGCCAUCAUGCUAUAUUAACCCGCAGGUGUCAACUGCUGAGAGAAAUGAACAGGAACCAAUCCGUCGGUUGAAACCACACAAAUAAUGUUGGUAUACAAAACGUUUGCUUUAAAAUGAUCACUAAAACUAGCUCAAAACAUCUAAUUCCAUUAAUGUAAGCCGUUUGUU
Molecule: messenger RNA, 1253 nt
Organism: Cydia amplana
Lineage: Eukaryota; Metazoa; Arthropoda; Insecta; Lepidoptera; Tortricidae
Exons: 6
Coding region: 438-1103 (221 amino acids)
Source: RefSeq, a predicted model, not a curated record